This is a messenger RNA of Melopsittacus undulatus (budgerigar), 624 nucleotides long. RefSeq names its product hepatic lectin-like. The transcript has 6 exons. The record is from RefSeq and is a predicted model, not a curated record. NCBI's taxonomy places the organism in Eukaryota, Metazoa, Chordata, Aves, Psittaciformes, Psittaculidae. Bases 1 to 624 code for a protein of 207 amino acids.
AUGGAGGAGGAGCAACUUCAUGAGGACCUGAAGGUCUUUAAAGGUAAGCUUCAGCCUCAAGGGCUGAAGUCCUUCAUCACCGUCUAUUUGCUGCUGGCCUUCUCCUUCCUCCUCAUCUUCACCCUCUUCGCUGUGUCACUCUCCAGAGUUUCAGCCCUCUCUUCGAAGCUCCAGGAGCUGCCCUCGGAGCAGAACCACAGCGUUUCGGGCAGGGAUUUCCUCUUGUUUCCCUGCGGACCCGGAUCCAGGGAAUGGGAAUACUUUGGUGGGAAAUGUUACUACUUCUCCCUCACCCGAAUGAGCUGGCACAAGGCGAAGGCUCAGUGCGAGGAGAUGCGCUCGCAACUCGCUGUCAUCGACAGCUACGCCAAGCAGAAUUUUGCCAUGUUCAGGACAAGGAAUGAGCGGUUCUGGAUCGGGCUCACGGAUCAGCACUCGGAAGGGGAUUGGGAAUGGGUGGACGGGACCGACUACAAAACCACCUUCACGUUUUGGAAGGAGGGAGAGCCCAAUAACAGCGGCAGCAAUGAGGAUUGUGCCCACCUCUGGGUGUCGGGGAAGUGGAACGAUGUCUACUGCACCUACGAGUGCUACUACAUCUGCGAGAAGCCUGUGCCCAAGUGA